Phodopus roborovskii (desert hamster) is the source of this 1367-nucleotide messenger RNA. RefSeq names its product pleckstrin homology domain containing S1 (gene Plekhs1). The transcript is spliced from 11 exons. The record is from RefSeq and is a predicted model, not a curated record. Lineage: Eukaryota; Metazoa; Chordata; Mammalia; Rodentia; Cricetidae. The coding region runs from base 241 to 1347 and encodes 368 amino acids.
UUAGGCAAACAAUUUCCAUUUGAUUAUGGAAAUGAGGUCCAUAAACAAGAUUACUUCAUUAAGUCUCCGCCCCCUCAGCUUUUCUUCUCUGCGACCUCCUGGAAAAAGAGGCUUUUUAUCCUGUCCCAGAAUGGGGCAAAGGGCCUGAGUCUUUCCUAUUACAAAGACCAUCAACAACGAGGCUCCAUCGAGCUGGAUGGAAGCACCACCAUAGAAGUUGGUAUAAAUAGCCAGGAGAAGAUGCAAUCUGUGCAGAAGAUGUUCAAGUGCCACCCCAACGAAGUGAUGUCCAUCAGAACCGUGAGCAGGGACUACUUCCUCAUUGGCCAUGACAGGGAGAAGAUCAAAGACUGGGUCUCUUACAUGUCACCAUAUUGCCAGGGAGCAAAAACAGCUCGUCAGAAUACAGAGGAGAAGCCUUGGCUGGGUGACCGAAGGCCAGUUUCCGACCCCAGUCCUUCCUUUGGUCUCUGCGGUGCACGGGACAUUAUCGGCCUUGCAUCACCAAGGGCCAGCCUUCCGGAUCAUUUAAUACAAAAAUGCCCCCAAGGACUCAGGCAAACUCAUCCUCACCAAGAACACGAUUUCCACUCAGAGCCCACUCAAGAUACAGAAGAAGAGAAUUACUAUCUCUCUCCUCGAAGCAUCCUUUCAGAAUUAGAGAACAUCGCUGGGUCCAACGAUUCUGGUGAUUCCAUUGAAUCAGACCAAGAUUCCAAGAACUCUGAGAGCUAUUACAUGUCAAUGAGAUCCUGUGUCUUCAAAGAACCAACCUCUGCAUCUGCUGAUCGCCAAGCUGAAUCCCAGAGUCCUCUGGAGAGUCCAGAGCAGGGGCCUCCCCUGCAAGCACACGAUCCGGAAGCACAAACCACAGACGACAGAAAGGGGUCCGCCUCACUAACUGUUGUGAAAUUGUCUAUAUUACUCAACAAUGUCCCUGAUGAGAGCCUAAUGGAGACCCUGGACGUGUUCCUCUCUCCUCAGGAUACCAUCAACUAUCUCACUCUUGUAGAAGCAGCAGGACAGAUAUGCCUGGCUCGGUGGGAGGGCCCUCCCCGACUUGGGUGCUUAUUCUGCCAUGGAGAUCAUAUCUUGGCCGUGAAUGACCUGAAGCCCCAGAGCCUGGAGGAGGUGUCCUUAUUUCUCACCCGGUGUAUGCAUAAGGAGAAAGUGAAACUCUCCAUCGGCCGGAUCCCAAACUCGGAAAAGUUCCAUGCUUCCGUCUGUACGUGCCCCUUAAAACACCGUUUGGUUGCAUCUGCCCAACAGGGUGUUCCAGGACUGGACAGGACACCAAAGAGGAGCCCAGCCAUCAGAAAGAGCCAGAAGGAAAGGACUGGAGAGUAGGGCUGCCUCAGGCCCAUGGC